Molecule: messenger RNA, 4554 nt
Organism: Artibeus jamaicensis (Jamaican fruit-eating bat)
Lineage: Eukaryota; Metazoa; Chordata; Mammalia; Chiroptera; Phyllostomidae
Gene: WWP2
Product: WW domain containing E3 ubiquitin protein ligase 2
Exons: 24
Coding region: 124-2733 (869 amino acids)
Biological process (GO): ubiquitin-dependent protein catabolic process; negative regulation of transcription by RNA polymerase II; regulation of monoatomic ion transmembrane transport
Molecular function (GO): protein binding; ubiquitin protein ligase activity
Source: RefSeq, a predicted model, not a curated record
CCGAGUGCAAGCGGUGGAAGGCGGAAGUGGGAGAGGAGUUAGGCUCCGCUUCUGUGGUCCCUGCUACGGUAGCGAGAGUCAGCACGGUGAGCUCGGCGGACAGCGGAGUGUCCUGGUGAUGACAUGGCAUCUGCCAGCUCCAGCCGGGCGGGAGUGGCCCUGCCUUUUGAGAAGUCUCAGCUUGCUUUGAAAGUGGUGUCAGCAAAGCCCAAGGUGCACAAUCGCCAACAUCGAAUUAACUCAUUUGUGGAAGUGGCAGUGGAUGGACUCCCCAGUGAGACCAAGAAGACUGGGAAGCGAAUUGGGAGCUCCGAGCUUCUCUGGAAUGAGAUCAUCAUUUUGAAUGUCACGGCCCAGAGUCAUUUAGAUUUGAAGGUCUGGAGCUGCCAUACCUUAAGAAAUGAGCUGCUAGGCACCGCCUCUGUCAACCUCUCCAAUGUCCUGAAGAACAAUGGGGGCAAAAUGGAGAACACACAGCUGACCCUGAACCUGCAGACGGAGAACAAAGGCGGUGUUGUCUCAGGCGGUGAGCUGACAAUUUUCCUGGACGGGCCGACUGUUGAUCUGGGAAGUGUGCCUAAUGGCAGUGCCGUGACAGACGGAUCGCAGCCGUCUUCGAGAGAAUCCAGUGGGACAGCUGUCACUCCAGAGAAUCGGCACCAGCCCCCCAGCACAAACUGCUUUGGAGGGAGAUCCCGGACGCACAGACAUUCAGGUGGUUCAGCCAGAACAACCACAGCAACCAGCGAGCGAAGCCCUGGUACUAGCAACCGGCACCGCCAGCCCAUCAAGAACCCAAGCCACAGUGGCUUGGCCAAUGGCACAGUGACUGAUGAACCUACUGGAGCCACGGAUCCCGAAGAACCUUCUGUUGGUGUGACACCCCCACCUGCUACAGCAUUGAGUGUUACCCCAAACCCUGCUGCAGAGUCUCUCCCUGCUCCGGCCACGCCAGCUGAAGGAGAGGAGCCCAGCACUUCGGGCACACAGCAGCUCCUGGCGGCUGCCCAGGCCCCAGAUGCUUUGCCUGCUGGAUGGGAACAACGAGAGUUGCCCAAUGGCCGUGUCUAUUAUGUUGACCACAAUACCAAGACAACCACCUGGGAACGGCCCCUUCCUCCAGGCUGGGAGAAACGCACAGACCCUCGAGGCAGGUUUUACUAUGUGGACCACAACACUCGGACCACCACCUGGCAGCGCCCCACAGCCGAGUAUGUGCGGAACUAUGAGCAGUGGCAGUCGCAGCGGAAUCAGCUCCAGGGCGCCAUGCAGCACUUCAGCCAAAGAUUCCUCUACCAGUCUUCGAGUGCUUCAACCGACCAUGACCCACUGGGCCCCCUCCCUCCUGGCUGGGAGAAGAGACAGGACAACGGACGGGUGUAUUACGUGAACCAUAACACACGUACUACCCAGUGGGAGGACCCUCGGACCCAGGGGAUGAUCCAGGAGCCCGCUCUGCCCCCAGGAUGGGAGAUGAAGUACACCAGUGAGGGGGUGCGCUACUUUGUGGACCAUAAUACCCGCACCACCACCUUUAAGGAUCCUCGCCCAGGGUUCGAGUCAGGGACGAAGCAAGGUUCCCCGGGUGCCUAUGACCGAAGUUUUCGGUGGAAAUAUCACCAGUUCCGUUUCCUCUGCCAUUCAAAUGCCCUCCCAAGCCACGUGAAGAUCAGCGUUUCCAGGCAGACACUUUUUGAAGAUUCUUUCCAACAGAUCAUGAACAUGAAGCCCUAUGACCUGCGCCGCCGGCUCUACAUCAUCAUGCGUGGCGAGGAGGGCCUUGACUACGGGGGAAUUGCCAGAGAGUGGUUUUUCCUCUUGUCCCACGAGGUGCUCAACCCCAUGUAUUGUUUAUUUGAAUAUGCCGGGAAGAACAAUUACUGCCUGCAGAUCAACCCUGCCUCCUCCAUCAACCCCGACCACCUCACCUACUUCCGCUUUAUUGGCAGAUUCAUUGCCAUGGCUUUGUACCAUGGAAAGUUCAUUGACACGGGCUUCACACUCCCUUUCUACAAGCGGAUGCUCAAUAAGAGACCAACCCUGAAAGACCUGGAGUCCAUUGACCCUGAAUUCUACAACUCUAUCAUCUGGAUCAAAGAGAACAACCUAGAGGAGUGUGGCCUAGAACUGUACUUCAUCCAGGACAUGGAGAUUUUGGGCAAGGUGACCACCCACGAGCUGAAGGAAGGUGGUGAGAACAUCCGAGUGACAGAGGAGAACAAGGAGGAGUAUAUCAUGCUGCUGACCGACUGGCGUUUCACCCGGGGUGUGGAAGAGCAGACCAAAGCCUUCCUGGACGGCUUCAACGAGGUGGUCCCCCUGGAGUGGUUGCGCUACUUUGAUGAGAAAGAGCUGGAGCUGAUGCUGUGCGGUAUGCAAGAGAUAGACAUGAACGACUGGCAGAAGAAUACCAUCUACCGGCACUACACCAAGAACAGCAAGCAGAUCCAGUGGUUCUGGCAGGUGGUGAAGGAGAUGGACAAUGAGAAAAGCAUCCGGCUGCUGCAGUUUGUUACAGGGACCUGCCGCCUGCCUGUCGGGGGAUUUGCUGAACUCAUUGGUAGCAAUGGACCACAGAAGUUUUGCAUCGACAAGGUUGGCAAGGAAACCUGGCUGCCCAGAAGCCAUACCUGUUUCAACCGUCUGGAUCUCCCACCAUACAAGAGCUAUGAGCAGCUGAAAGAGAAGCUGCUGUAUGCCAUCGAGGAGACCGAGGGCUUUGGACAGGAGUAGCUGAGGCUGCAUCCUCCGGUGCCCCCCCAGCACACAUGUAGUCACGAGUCCUCCCUGCCUGAGAGGCUGCUGGCUGCAGCCCCUGGGAGGCCCCUGCAGAUGGCAGCCCUGCGUGGGACCACAGUGUCAUCAGGCUGAUGGCAGCCGAGCCCGACCUCAAAAGGCACUGCCCCCUCCUCUGACCUACCCACUGGUGGCAGUCUGGAAUAAAACCCCUUAGUCACCUUAGCCCCACCACCCACUGCAGUUUGGAGGGCUGACCCUCUGCAGAGCUCACACUCCCUCUCCCCUGAGGACCACUGUAGACGUGUGUGUGUGUGUGUGUGUGUGUGUGUGUGUGUGUGUGUGUGUGCGUGCAAGGGAGAUGCCCCUGCUGAAGGGCUGCAGCACAGGCCCUGGCCCCUGGGCUAGUUAGGUGAGAAGAAGACUGGCCACUUGGGGUGGCUGACUGGGUUGAGAAGGCCUGGGGUCCUUGCCAGUAUAAGAGGUUCUGUUUCAAAAGAACUGUCCCAAUGGCCUGUACAAAAUGAAGGUCUGAGAGAGAGGAGCUCUUCCCACACCCAGAGCUCUGGAUCAAGGCUGUCUUGCUUCCUUCCCUAGCAGGCUCUAGCCACGGAGGCUGAGCAGCAGGCCCCUCUCUCCACUCAGAGCUGGCCAGUUCACUCUUCCCAGCCAGUAAAGGGGUGUGCCAGUUGCUUGGCUAUCAGUGGGAUGGAAACAGCAACUCAGACUUUUCUUUUCCCUUUACAUAAACUUGAAGCAUUUUGUGUGUAGGGUUGCUUUGUGUUCUGUUGCUGGUGUGCUGUUGUCACGUUCUGUCAAGGAGAUGGUGCACCAGGUGUUGCUGGGACUUGGGAGACUUAGCACCGUUAGUCUAAGAAUUUCCCAAAUAGCUGUUCCUCUUAGGAACCAGCUUAGCAGUUUUGUGAGCUCAGGCAGCUGAACGUCACGGCAGUCUCAUCCCUGAGCCUUGACAAAGAUGGAAGGGAUGGAGCCCAGAGUUGCACCCAACCUUGCUUCCUUUGAGAGAGGAGAACUCCCUUUGCUAGAUGCAAUCACUGAGGCUCUAGACCUCCACGUGGGUCUGUUAGUCCCCUGUUGAGAAUGAAGUGCAACCCCACCACCCCAGCGCAUGUUCGUUCUGUGUAGAAGUGAGGAUUUGCCUGCACACAGGAAACAGUGCUCUGGGGAACCGGCUGGAGGGCCCUGAGCAGCUGCACACAUCGGACUUGAUUUCUGGAGCCCUCGGGGGCUCUGUCAGGGACAUUCUGCCAUGUAUUGAUAUCUUUGGGGUGAACAUGCUCCUCUGGGAUGCCAGAGCAGCGAUGGUCCUAAACUUCCCAACCCAGCCCCCCAGGUUCUAGUGCCAGCACCAACUGCAAACUAGCUCCAGCUUCCUGGGACCCCAGGCAGGCCCUCAGACUAGUCAUGGACCUUGAAAGGAUAGUUCUGCGUUCCCAGAUCCUUGUCCUUCCCCCAGGCCCAUGGAGGGACUGCCUGUGUGCACUGUGUUGGGUGUGCUGAUUGGAGUGGCUCAGCUCACUGCAGCUGAACCCUUUUUCUCCCCUGGGGUCGUUUGCUGUGCUUCUCUGCAGUGUCUCACCACGUCAGGGGUCAGGGUGUGAGCUGCCGUGCAGAGUUUGGAAACCUUGGACUUACAUGUGUUCAGAGCGUGUUCAUGUGCGCAUGUGUGUAUAUAUGUGUAUAUAACAGGUGUCUACAGAAUGUCCUUUGGUAGCUCUGGGUUGGUCAUCGGAUUGUUUUGUAAUGCCUCUUGCCAAGGCAUUGCCAGGUUCCUGUGCAAUAAACAGUCAACUGCUA